This is a messenger RNA of Trematosphaeria pertusa, 815 nucleotides long. RefSeq lists its product as uncharacterized. The record is from RefSeq and is a predicted model, not a curated record. The transcript has a single exon. The coding region runs from base 1 to 570 and encodes 189 amino acids. NCBI's taxonomy places the organism in Eukaryota, Fungi, Ascomycota, Dothideomycetes, Pleosporales, Trematosphaeriaceae.
AUGAGCUCCAAGAGGACCGACUCACUUCCACACACGAACGAACAUUCGACAACACCCGCGAUUCCGCUUAGCUCACCCCACCACUGUUCAGGCUCGGACCUUCACACCAAGCGCCGUGACCUCUCCCAGAGCAGUAACCCCACGGAUGCCAAACCGCGAGACACCAGUCAGGACCUCACUCCGCACCCUCCUCCACACGCAGCUUCCCCAUCCCGACAUCCAUGCCGAAUCCCCUGCACAGGCCGCGGCCGAAUACACAAGCUAUUCAUCCAGAACGGGAAAAUCCGAUACCAUCUCGUAGACAUCUCCCCAGCGCCUGCAACCAGUCCAGCGGAAGAAAGAGUCGGACAAACCCAUACGCCGAUGCAUGGAAAGGGAAUACGACGAGGGUGCGGACGCGGGAGUUGCCUGGCUAUUCGUCAGAUGGGACGCGAUUCGGAAACCAGACUACGCAGCGCCGACGGCGAACGCGGCACGGAAAAGCAGGAUACUGCGCCGCCCGUCCAACGGGAUGCUGUGCUCAAGGCGCUUCCGGACAAGGUCGACAGCGUUGCAGGAGGUUGCAAGUGAGGCCGUGAGCGGUGGUCUAUCGGAGUGAUAAUUCCACUGCUGCGGCGUUUGAGAAGCCGGUGUAGGGGAAGAUUGUGGUUGCGGCGAAGGCGCUACUGGCGGUGCUGUAGUUGUGGGAGUCGAUUGGGGUGGUACUACUAGAGAGGGCGGAGAACGCAGUGUGUGACAUCUGUUGGAGGACGAACUCGAUCUAUCGGAGGGAUCCUUACUGUGCCUGGAGGAGCAGGGAGCUUCGCGAAUCGAGG